GGUGCUUAGGUUAGGUCCGUUUCUCGGCUGUUAUGCGUAGUGCUGCAUUGUGCAUGGGAUUGCAGAUGUCUCUGCCCUACCUGACAUCACUUCCUACGUUUGAUGCAAAUGACUUAUAUCAGGGGCAGAACUUUAACAAGGUCCUCAGUUCCUUAGUGACUCUAAACAAAGUGACAGCAGACAUAGGCCUGGGAAGUGACUCCGUGUGCGCCCGACCCUCCUCGCACCGCAUCAAGUCCUUCGACUCCCUGGGAUCCCAGUCUUCACACAGUCGGACUUCAAGAUUAUUCCAGGGCCAGUACCGGAGUUUGGACAUGACCGAUAGCAGCAACAAUCAGCUGGUCGUGAGAGCGAAGUUCAGCUUCCAACAAACCAACGAAGAUGAGCUGUCCUUUUCAAAGGGUGACGUCAUCCACGUCACGCGUGUGGAGGAAGGAGGCUGGUGGGAGGGUACGCACAACGGCAGGACCGGCUGGUUCCCCAGCAACUACGUGCGCGAGGUCAAGCCAAGUGAGAAGCCGGUCUCCCCCAAGUCAGGGACGCUGAAGAGCCCCCCCAAAGGGUUUGACACGACCGCCAUCAACAAGAGCUAUUACAACGUGGUGCUACAGAAUAUUUUAGAAACAGAAAAUGAAUAUUCUAAAGAGCUUCAGACUGUGCUUUCAACCUACCUACGACCAUUGCAGACCAGUGAGAAGUUGAGUUCAGCAAGCACUUCAUAUUUAAUGGGAAACCUAGAGGAUAUCUGCUCGUUCCAGCAAAUGCUUGUGCAGUCUUUAGAAGAAUGUGCCAAGUCACCCGAGGCCCAGCAGCGAGUCGGAGGCUGCUUCCUGAACCUGAUGCCGCAGAUGAGGACCCUGUACCUCACAUACUGUGCCAACCACCCGUCCGCCGUGAGCGUCCUCACCGAGCACAGCGAGGAGCUCGGGGAGUUCAUGGAGACAAAGGGCGCCAGCAGCCCUGGAAUCCUUGUGCUGACCACCGGCCUGAGCAAGCCGUUCAUGCGCCUGGACAAGUACCCCACGCUGCUCAGGGAGCUGGAGAGACACAUGGAGGAUUAUCAUCCCGAUAGACAAGACAUUCAGAAAUCUAUGACUGCCUUCAAAAACCUCUCAGUCCAGUGUCAAGAAGUCCGGAAGAGGAAGGAGCUUGAGUUGCAGAUUCUGACGGAAUCCAUCCGGAGCUGGGAGGGAGAUGACAUCAAGACGCUGGGCAAUGUUGUUUACAUGUCACAGGUCAUGAUUCAGUGCGCAGGGAGCGAGGAAAAGAACGAAAGAUACCUUCUCCUCUUCCCGAACCUCCUGUUAAUGUUGUCUGCCAGUCCCAGGAUGAGUGGCUUCAUUUACCAGGGAAAGCUGCCGACGACAGGAAUGACAAUCACAAAGCUUGAGGACAGUGAACAUCAUAGAAAUGCCUUUGAAAUAGCAGGGAGCAUGAUCGAGCGGAUCCUCGUGUCUUGCAACAACCAGCAGGACCUACACGAGUGGGUGGACCACCUGCAGAAGCAGACGAAGGUCACGUCCGUGAGCAACCCCACCAUCAAGCCUCACUCCGUGCCGUCCCACACCCUCCCUUCACACCCCAUCACACCGUCCAGCAAACACGCGGACAGCAAGCCGGCAUCGCUGAUGCCCGCCUACCACACGCUGCCCCACCCCUCCCACCACGGCCCGCCACACACCACGAUCAGCUGGGGACCCCUGGAGCCCCCGAAGACUCCUAAGCCUUGGAGCCUCAGCUGCCUGCGGCCGGCGCCUCCCCUGCGGCCCUCAGCUGCUCUCUGCUACAAGGAGGACCUCAGUAAGAGCCCCAAGACCAUGAAGAAGCUGCUCCCGAAGCGCAAACCUGAGCGGAAGCCUUCGGAUGAAGAGUUCGCCUUGCGGAAAAGCACGGCUGCUCUGGAGGAGGACGCCCAGAUCCUGAAGGUCAUCGAAGCUUACUGCACAAGCGCCAAGACGCGGCAGACGCUCAACUCCACAUGGCAAGGCACUGACCUGAUGCAUAAUCACGUCUUGGCUGACGACGACCAAUCAAGUCUAGACUCCUUGGGUCGUCGCAGUAGCCUUUCCCGUUUGGAGCCCUCAGACCCCUCGGAAGACUCUGAGUAUGACAGUAUAUGGACAGCCCAUAGUUACAGAAUGGGUUCAGCAUCUCGUUCACGCAAAGAAUCUGCUCCACAAGUUCUGCUUCCAGAAGAAGAGAAAAUCAUAGUGGAAGAAACCAAAAGUAACGGUCAGACGGUGAUAGAGGAAAAGAGCCUCGUGGACACCGUGUAUGCACUGAGGGACGAAGUCCAAGAGCUGAGACAGGAUAACAAAAAGAUGAAGAAGUCGCUCGAGGAGGAGCAGAGGGCCCGCAAAGACCUGGAGAAGCUGGUACGAAAGGUGCUGAAGAACAUGAACGACCCCGCCUGGGACGAGACCAACCUGUGAGGACGAUCUCUGCUCCCCGGGGCCGGGGCUGGCCCGGGCGGGGUGACCCUGGGGCCUGAGGUACAGACGCCGAGGCCGAGGGCUGCGCGGACCUCUCUGCCAACAUCGGUUACCUCAUUUGCAGUAAGUGCAGUGACUGGCCAGAGCCGGGCUGUCCAGACUCCCAGUCAGACACAUGAACACACCUGUGCACCCUUCCUGUAAAUGCCCACUUGGAAUGCACACCCACGGCCGGACGCCCGGGCCGCUGCCAGCACCCCAGCCCACUGCCAUCAUGCCCUCGGCCCGUCUCCAUGGUGCUCUGACGCAUGUCGUGCCAGGGCGAGUGUCGCAAGCCCCCCCAGGAGCAAUGUUCGGACUGUGCCCUGCAGCCAGGUGAGGCAGUGCCGGCCGAGGGCGUCAGCCUGGGCCGGGGACAGCAGUAGCAUCCCGCUGUGGAAGUCUGCUCUUCUGGCUCCGGUCCCGGGCUGUGCCGCAGUGUUGCGGGGAUCACACCAGCCUCCGUCCUGCCCCAGAGGAGAACUAGAGCCUGUACAUAAAAUGUUAUUUAUUGUGACCAAGCAGCCAGUGGAAACAGCGAGGCAGUGCCAGAAGCAGUGCUGACGGUCGGCCUUUCCCCAGGCCGGGCCUCCUCCCGAGGA
Messenger RNA from Fukomys damarensis (Damara mole-rat), 3073 nucleotides. RefSeq names its product Rho guanine nucleotide exchange factor 7 (gene Arhgef7). NCBI's taxonomy places the organism in Eukaryota, Metazoa, Chordata, Mammalia, Rodentia, Bathyergidae. The transcript is spliced from 21 exons. Bases 33 to 2432 code for a protein of 799 amino acids. Gene Ontology annotation, molecular function: protein binding; guanyl-nucleotide exchange factor activity. Gene Ontology annotation, biological process: intracellular signal transduction. The record is from RefSeq and is a predicted model, not a curated record.